AUGGUUGAAGCUGCUCCACCUCCUUAUCCGGGCGAAAAUAAACAAAUGCCCCAACAACAACAAGCUUACGUACAGCCGGGACAGCCACAAGGAGCACCCUAUCCUGGAGCCGCAUACCCUCCAUAUCAGCCACAGCCUGCCUAUCCUGCCCAGGUUCAUUACACGACCUAUCCACAGGCAUAUCCACAAACAACAAUCUACACAACUCAACCGCAAACUGUUAUUGUCGACGACUGCCACCACCACCAUCGUCGUCGUCAUCGAGAAGAGGACUCUGCGGCCAACGCGUGUUGUGCAGCUGCUGUAUUGGCCUGCCUAUGCGCACUUUGCAUACGAUAA
Messenger RNA from Haemonchus placei, 339 nucleotides. The record is from the annotation of a GenBank genome assembly. NCBI's taxonomy places the organism in Eukaryota, Metazoa, Nematoda, Chromadorea, Rhabditida, Trichostrongylidae.